Messenger RNA from Pseudophryne corroboree (corroboree frog), 3366 nucleotides. It is a transcript of the gene PIGT, whose product is annotated as phosphatidylinositol glycan anchor biosynthesis class T. Gene Ontology annotation, biological process: attachment of GPI anchor to protein. Gene Ontology annotation, cellular component: GPI-anchor transamidase complex. Lineage: Eukaryota; Metazoa; Chordata; Amphibia; Anura; Myobatrachidae. Bases 56 to 1795 code for a protein of 579 amino acids. The transcript is spliced from 12 exons. The record is from RefSeq and is a predicted model, not a curated record.
UGGCUAGUUUUAGGGAUUGGUAGGGGGAAACCGGAAGAGAAUGAGCUGCUGAAAGAUGGAUGGUGUGUGGCUGCUGCUUGCGGUCUCAUUGCUCUUCGCAGCUCAGUGGGAGAAUACCGCAGGCUUGCCUUAUGGAGACUCGUUCCGAGAAGAGUUGCUCCUCACUCCGUUGCGCUCCGGAGACAUCGCCGCCACCUUUCAGUUCCGGACGCGACUGGAUUUCGAUCUGCGACGUGAGAAAGUUUCUCACUAUAGAUUAUUUCCCAAAGUUUUGGGUCAGGUGAUCUCAAAAUACUCCAUUCAGGAGCUACAUCUAUCCUUCACUCAGGGAUUCUGGCGCACCAGGUCAUGGGGUCCACCUCUCCUGCAGGCACCUGCUGGAGCUGAACUUUGGGUCUGGUUCCAGGAUUCUGUCACAGAUGUUGACAAAAAUUGGAAGGAACUGACAAAUAUCUUGUCAGGAAUCUUCUGUGCCUCGCUAAACUUCAUUGACUCCACUAACACUGUGACUCCAACUGCAUCCUUCAAACCUUUGGGAUUAGCUAAUGUUACCGAUCAUAAUUUCUUGAGAUACGCCGCUCUGCCUAGAGAGAUUGUAUGCACAGAAAAUCUUACGCCAUGGAAGAAGCUGCUGCCAUGUGGUUCUAAGGUGGGCCUAGCCUCCUUACUAGAGGCAGAACGUCUGUAUUACAGCAGCUACCACUCCCAGUCUGUGCAUAUUAGACCAGUUUGUAGGGAUGGAAAUUGCUCAAACGUUUCCUGGGAGUUGAGACAAGCACUAACUGUGGUGUUCGAUAUGUAUACCAAUGGAAUGGGGAAGAGAGAUUGGUCACUCUUUAAGAUGUUCACUCGAACAAUAACCGAGCCUUGUCCACUUGCAACACAAAGUAAAAUAUAUGUGGAUUCUUCUGGAUAUGACAAGGAGGUCGACUUGUUUGAAAUUACACCUUCCUCAGCUUUGGACACUGAAGUACCCGUCCAUGGCGAUCAGAGAGUGUAUACACUGUAUGACCUUCUAGAACCAGAGCUCUUCAAUACUUCUAGAAACCUAAAUGUGGCACUGAAGUGGAAAGGUGGUUCAUCUGACUCAGGUCAGCCACGGUCUCCUGUUUUCCAUGCUGAACGCUAUGUUAGUGGCUAUGGUCUUCAGACUGGAGUUAUUAACACCAUGAUUUAUAACAACCAUCCAUACAGGGCCUUCCCUGUCAUGCUUCUGGAGACUGUACCCUGGUACCUCCGCCUGUAUGUCCACACUCUAACCAUCAUCACCAAGGGCAAAGAAAACAAACCCAGUUAUAUCCAUUAUGUUCCAGCUAAAGAUCGCCAGCGCCCGCAUUUGCUAGAGAUGUUAAUUCAGCUGCCACCUAACUCAAUCACCAAGAUUAGCAUACAGUUUGAGAGGGCAUUGCUGAAAUGGACGGAAUACCCACCCGAUCCCAAUCAUGGCUUUUACAUCAGUCCCUCAGUACUGAGUGUCCUAAUCCCCAGUGUUCUGAAUAUGAGGACAGAUCAGAUGGAGGAAGGCCCACUGUUUUCCACUCUGUUCCCAUCGUCGGAUGGAUCCAGUUACUUCAUACGCCUAUACACUGAGCCCCUACUGGUGAAUCUUCCCACACCUGAUUUCAGUAUGCCCUAUAAUGUCAUCUGUCUGACAUGUACUGUGAUGGCUGUUGGCUAUGGCUCUUUCUUCAACCUUCUCACAAGAACCUUUCAAGUGGAGGACAGCCAGCAGGGUGGACUAGCAAAGAAGAUAGCCAACAUAAUACGCAGAUUACGUGGCGUCCCCUCUCUGUGAUGCUAUUGCAGGACUUUUUUCAUGCAAGGGAAAUGAGCUAGUAUUUCAAAUAUAUGUGUAAUUGCUGAGAUACAGAUCCUAUGUGGCUGCUACUACUUGGAUGACCAUCAGCCACAGAUCACGCACCAGUUCUGCACUAAGGGGGGGUCAUUCCGACCUGUUCGCACGCUACCGUUUUUCGCAGUGCAGCGAUCAGGUCACUACUGCACAUGCGUAUGCACCGCAAUACGCAGGCGCAUCGUACGGGUACAAAGCGGAUUGUUGCUGAGCGAUGGAUUUAACAAAGAAUCCAUUCACACAGCUGAUCGCAAGGAGAUUGACAGGAAGAAGGCGUUUAUUGGGUGUCAACUGACCGUUUUCUGGGAGUGUUUGGGAAAACGCAGGCGUGUCCAAGCGUUUGCAGAGUGGGUGUCUGACGUCAAUUCCAGGACCAGACAGGCUGAAGUGAUCGCAAGGGCUGAGUAAGGUCAGACCUACUCAGAAACUGCACAAAAUGUUUUUGCAGAGCUCGGCUGCACAUGCGAUCGCACACUUGCAAAGCGAAAAUACACUCCCCUGUAGGCGACGACUAUCUGAACGCAGCGCUGCAAAAAGUAGCUAGCGAGCGAAUAACUCGGAAUGACCUCUUAAGUGGCCGUGACCAUAUAUCUUAGAAUUCUAAUAUGGGAAGGGAUGCAGUCAGUUUACCUCCAAUCAAAAUACCGACGUUCAAAAUCCCGACACCAAUUGACCGAUGGUCAAAAUCCCGACACGGACAAAAUACCGACAUUUAAAAUGCCGACAGGUCAAAAUACCGACAUGAGUUUUUCAUGAUUUUUUUCAUUGAAACCGACUUGUUCAUACUUUACCAUCCCAGUGGACCUGGAGGGGGAACAUCAUAGUGUGCCGAGCGCAGCGAGGCACCGUGCCCGAAGCAUGGCGAGCGCAGCGGUACACUUUAUAUGGUGUCCAUGUUGAUUUAUGUCGACAUACACACAAAAAAACAUCAAAAAAUGCAUGUCGGUAUUUUGACCUUGUCGGUAUUUUAAAUGUCGGUAUUUUGUCCGUGUCGGGAUUUUGACCAUCGGUCAAUUGGUGUCGGGAUUUUGAACGUCGGUAUUUUGAUUGGAGGUAUUUCAUACCGAUCCCUAUGGGAAAGGAUAUUACCAAAGUCAGAAGUAGUCUGGGCUUUGUGUUGGUUUCUUAUGUGGUGGUUGUUUCCUGUCAAUUUCAUUUGUUGUUUGGCCCUAACGUUUCAUCGUUAACAAGCUGCUGAAUUUUCUAUUUGCUCAAAUUUUGUGUUCAUAUGAUAAAUAUGGCUUUGAUAGAACUUUUUUAAAUAUGCUAAGAUUUCAUCUGCCUAAUAAUGGUGCUGUGACUCUCCUCAUCUUCUGGUAUCCAGCAAUGUACAUAUUAAAGACUAUACAGUGGGACUGAUUCAGAGAUGUACGGUAAUGCUGCUGCGAAUAUGAAUAUAUACAGAUGCAGAAGCCGCUUGGAUUUGAAUUAAGGCGCCCACAGGCUGCUUUGUAAGUUCUAGGUGUUGGGUACAAAGCCGCAGCGUCGGUCGCAGAUCAGUUGAUUUACACUAU